Molecule: messenger RNA, 543 nt
Organism: Heteronotia binoei (common prickly gecko)
Lineage: Eukaryota; Metazoa; Chordata; Lepidosauria; Squamata; Gekkonidae
Gene: PIN4
Product: peptidylprolyl cis/trans isomerase, NIMA-interacting 4
Exons: 4
Coding region: 134-526 (130 amino acids)
Biological process (GO): rRNA processing
Molecular function (GO): DNA binding; peptidyl-prolyl cis-trans isomerase activity
Source: RefSeq, a predicted model, not a curated record
GCAGACCAAAAGUGCCGAGCAAAGGGACGCGGCUACUUUCCCUAUCUCUAUGUUCUUCUGUCCGCUGUCGCGCUUGUUUAACGUCAUAAGGUAGCGACCGUCUGCGUCGCUGAGGGAGAAGAGCCCUGUGGAGAUGCCUCCCAAAGGAAAAGGCGCCGGCAAAGGAGGAAAAGGAGGAGCAACGUCUGGAGGGGAUGCUGCUGAUAAGAAGGCCCAAGGCCCCAAAGGGGGUGGCAGCAGUGUGAAGGUGAGGCACAUUUUGUGUGAGAAGCACAGCAGAGCCCUUGAGGCCCUGGAGAAACUGAAGGCCGGCAUGCGCUUCAGUGAAGUUGCGUCCCAGUACAGCGAGGACAAAGCCAGGCAGGGGGGAGACUUGGGCUGGAUGAGCAGAGGUUCCAUGGUCGGCCCCUUCCAAGAGGCAGCCUUCGCCUUACCCGUCAGCAGCAUGGACAAACCUGUAUACACUGACCCUCCCGUCAAAACGAAGUUUGGCUACCACAUUAUCAUGGUUGAAGGGAGAAAAUAAAAAUUUCCUGCUCAAUC